CGCCCAUCAACAAAUAUCACCACAAUUCUGUCAAUGCGGGUGUAGGAUUUCUCCAGUUAUUUGUGCCUGUUUCAUCCAUCUUCCUUUGUGGUUCGGUUCAAGUUUAUCCAAAGUCGCCAUUUUUAAGCAUUGAUUUACCUUUCCUUGCUUCAGUUCGCAUUGAUAUCAUAUUGUCGAGAUUUCCUGAGUUCUUCGUAUUAGCCUUGAUGGUCACCCCUUAUUUCUUUCCGUUCCUUGUCGCUCUUGCUCCCAUUGCCUCGGGAUCGCUCCGGUCAGAGCUCCGAAUGGACGGCCUACAAUAGAAGUGGUUCCUUUCAUUCCAAUCUAUGUGUAUAACGUAGGUAUCUUACGCAAUUCUUGGGUCACACGAGGCGUUGAACCAAGAUGCUACCCUUCGGUCGUCGGCGUGCUGCUGUCUUUUUCAUUGUCGUUUCAGGACUCCUUAUCUUCUCCCAGCUUGUCCGCUUGGACCAAUGGGAUCUCUCAAGCAGUCUUUGGCAAACAGAGCCACAGGCCCCCGAGCGAGCAGAACCGCGAAUUCACUUCCAAACGUUUCCGGAGGUCUAUCCAGUGUCGUCACUCAUACAGCUACCAACGUCCACGCCCUCUCCGAUCCCUAAAAUUCAGCACGAUUUCGAACCGGAGACGGCAAGUCAGUCGAAAGAGCGUUUAAAGAGGUUGGGCGCGGUCAAGAAGGCCUUCUUGCAUUCAUGGAAGGGUUACAAGGCUCAUGCGUGGCUGCAAGAUGAGGUUGGCCCCCUUUCCGGCGAAUAUAAAAACGAUUUCGGGGGCUGGGGCGCCACGUUAGUCGACAGCCUGGAUACAUUAUAUAUCAUGGGCUUGCACGAAGAGUUUGUGCGUUCUCUUCGGGCGUUGAUAACAAUCGAUUUUUCCGCAUCGAAUCUGGCUACGCUUAAUGUUUUCGAGACCACCAUCCGCUAUCUUGGUGGGCUUUUGAGCGCGUAUGAUCUCAGCGGAGGGCAAUAUUCGCUGCUGCUGGACAAAGCCCGGCAGUUGGGCGACAUCUUGUACGGAGCUUUCGAUACGCCCAAUCGAAUGCCCCUCGCUCGCUGGGACUGGGCAGCGGGUCAGCGAUACCAUGGUCAAACGGCGCAAUCACACAUACUUGCUGCGGAACUUGGGUCUCUAUCCCUCGAAUUUACACGCUUGUCCCAGCUCACCGGGGAACCGAAGUACUACGACGCGGUACAGCGGAUUACCGACGCACUUGCAGAGCAGCAAAACGACACCCAUAUCCCUGGACUUUGGCCCGUGGCGCUGAACGCCAAGAAGUUACGAUUCACCGAAGACCGCAGCUUCACCCUUGGUGGCAUGGCAGAUAGUUUGUACGAAUAUCUGCCGAAAGAGCACCUCCUUCUCGGUGGAACCACGCAGCAAUAUGCGCAGAUGUAUGAGUUCGCGAUCGAGGCCGCGAAAGAGCAUCUUUUCUUCCGUCCGCUCACCCCGGGGAACCAAGACAUCUUGAUCUCCGGAAGUGUGAGGAAGAGCUCGUUCGGUGCUCUAAAGCAAGAUCCCCAGGGCCAGCACCUCACCUGCUUCGUGGGUGGCAUGGUUGCUCUUGGUGCCAAGAUCUUCUCUCGGCCUGAGGAGCUCACCACUGCUCGCCAGUUGGUGGACGGUUGUAUCUGGGCGUAUGAGUCGAUGCCCUCUGGAAUCAUGCCGGAAACGUUCCGAGUCAUGCCUUGUAAAGAUCCGCAUGACUGCGAGUGGUCAAGGGAGGCGUGGCUGAAAGGCAUCUUUGAUAUGAAUCAUAAGGCUGCUGGUCCUAAGGAUGACGAAAAUAAGGUCGCAUUCGCCGAGAAUUGGGUCGUUCAGGCCAAACUCAGCCAAGGAUUCACGGAGGUUAUGGACAAGAGGUACAUUCUUAGGCCGGAAGCGAUUGAGUCGAUCUUCAUCCUUUACCGAAUCACAGGAGAUCGCAGGCUCCAAGACAAAGCAUGGCAGAUGUUCCAGGCCAUCGAAAAGGCUGCGAGGACUCCCAUAUCGUAUGCUGCCAUUGCGGACGUCACCGUGAAUGAUCCCGAACGGCUCGAUACAUGCGAGUCGUUCUGGACAGCGGAGACAUUGAAGUACUUCUUCCUCAUCUUCAGCGAGCCCAGCAUUGUCAGCCUUGAUGAGUUUGUCUUUAAUACUGAGGCUCAUCCGUUCCGACGCCCAGCCUGACGGCUGUUGGAGCCACCAGCUACGGUCAGCUAAAAGGCUAUCCACGAACCUUUUUAAACUUAAUGCAUCAAUUCGGCGUUACAUAGGCAGAGGCAUAUCAGGCAUAUCCUGGCGUUUGGGUAAACUUUGGACUCUUGAAGGUUAAAUAGCUUUGUUCUUUUGGAUAGAUUAUAGUAUAUGAAGAUAGAAACCCAGUAGUACCAAUACAGCAUCU
This is a messenger RNA of Eremomyces bilateralis CBS 781.70, 2398 nucleotides long. RefSeq names its product class I alpha-mannosidase. Gene Ontology annotation, biological process: N-glycan processing; carbohydrate metabolic process. The coding region runs from base 385 to 2184 and encodes 599 amino acids. NCBI's taxonomy places the organism in Eukaryota, Fungi, Ascomycota, Dothideomycetes, Eremomycetales, Eremomycetaceae. Gene Ontology annotation, cellular component: endoplasmic reticulum; Golgi membrane. The transcript has 3 exons. Gene Ontology annotation, molecular function: calcium ion binding; mannosyl-oligosaccharide 1,2-alpha-mannosidase activity. The record is from RefSeq and is a predicted model, not a curated record.